UCCGUUGAUACGACGUCGUGUCACCUUAUACCGUUGACCAAAUACGCAUGGGUUAACUUAUACGUAGUAGAACAGUACAUCUACUCAUCAUCUUCUUCUCUCUCUCUCGUUUCAGUCACAAGACGACUCAACCAACAAAGCAACUUCGCUUCACGAGCUCAAACCUUCUCUCUCUCUCCUUUUCUUAUCUCCGUGACGCAUUUGUUUCUCGAGCUGUCUCGUUUUUCUCAGAAACUUUGGUCGGUGAUGGUGAUUAAUAAUAAUAAGUCGAAGAGCAGAUGAAAGUCACCGGAAAGCCGUAUCAGACGGCGACAUUACCGAACUCAAACUCCGAGACUAAUCUUUUCACUAACCCUCCAGAUCUCAGGGCUUUACAGAGAGCUACCACAGUCACUAAACGCAGAGCGAGGAACCCGAGCUUGACACGUCAGCGAAGAUCCGCCGUUCCCGGCGGGAGAAGAAGUCGGCCGGAGACUCCUCUUCUGAAAUGGAAGGUCGAGGAUCGGAAGACAGAGAGAGGCGGCGUUGUUGUUGAGGAAGACGAUGAUUACGAGGAUGAGAGAGAGGCUACUUCACGGCGCAAGGAUCGGAGGAAAACAACUCGGCCUGUCUCGGUUAGGAAACUCGCCGCAGGGCUAUGGCGGUUGCAGGUUCCCGACGCGGUGGUUAGCGGCGGAGGAGAGAGAAAGGUGAAAGAGGGAUUAGGGUUUCAGGGAGGUGUUCCAUACCUUUAUCACCACAGUGACAAACUUUCUGGUGGUUCGAAGAAUAGGAUGAGGCAGAACCCUAGCACUAUUGCUACCACAAAGAAUGGAUUCUUGUGUUCGCUCGAGCCUUCAAUGCCAUUUCCUCACUCGGCGAUGGAAGGGGCGACAAAGUGGGAUCCUGUCUGCAUGGAUACAAUGGAGGAAGUACACCAAAUCUACAGCAACAUGAAGCGUAUUGAUCAACAAGUGAACGCUGUGUCAUUGGUCACAUCCCUUGAAGCAGAGCUAGAGGAAGCACACGCUCGCAUAGAGGAUCUCGAGAGCGAGAAGCGGUCUCACAAGAAGAAGCUUGAGCAGUUCUUAAGGAAAGUCAGUGAGGAGAGAGCUGCUUGGAGGAGCAGAGAGCACGAGAAGGUCCGAGCAAUCAUCGACGACAUGAAAGCUGACAUGAGCAGGGAGAAGAAAACACGUCAGAGACUAGAAAUCGUUAACCAUAAACUAGUCAACGAGCUUGCAGACUCGAAGCUAGCAGCGAAGCGUUACAUGCAAGACUAUGAGAAGGAAAGGAAGGCAAGGGAGUUGAUUGAGGAAGUGUGUGAUGAACUUGCUAAGGAGAUAGGAGAAGAUAAAGCUGAGAUCGAAGCGUUGAAGAGAGAGUCCAUGAGCCUUAGAGAAGAAGUAGAUGAUGAGAGAAGAAUGCUGCAGAUGGCUGAGGUUUGGCGUGAGGAGCGUGUUCAGAUGAAGCUUAUUGAUGCCAAAGUAGCGUUAGAGGAGAGGUACUCACAGAUGAACAAGCUUGUAGCAGGUUUGGAGUCUUUCCUUAAGUCAAGAGAUGUUGUUACAGAUGUGAAGGAGGUGAGAGAGGCAGAGUUGUUAAGAGAAACCGCUGCUUCUGUUGAUAUCCAAGAGAUCAAGGAGUUUACAUAUGAGCCUGCAAACCCGGAUGAUAUCUUCACUAUGUUGGAAGAAAUGAAUCUUGGUGAAGGUCAAGAUAAAGAAAUGGAGAAACCUGUUGCUUACAGUCCAAAAGGGAGACAUUCAGAUGCUCUUACUCACCAGAAUGAAGAAGAUGAUAGUGGUUGGGAGACAGUGAGCCACGUGGAAGAACAAGGGUCUAGUUACUCGCCAGAUGGAAGCAUACCUUCAGUGAACAAUCACCAUCACCGAGAGAGCAACGCCUCAAGUGGUGGUACAGAGUUCUUAGGCAAAGGCUGGGAUGAGACAAUGAUGACUCCAACAACAGAGAUAAGUGAAGUAUGUUCUGUUCCAAGACGGUCAUCCAAAAAGGUUUCAUCAAUAGCAAAACUGUGGAGAUCAUCAGGUGCAAGCAACAACGGAGAUAGAGAUAAUAACAGCUUCAAGGUAAUAUCAGUGGAAGGUAUGAAUGGAGGAAGGGUUUCAAAUGGAAGGAAAUCAAGUGUGGGAAUGGUUUCAUCACCAGAGAGAGGCUCAAGCAAAGGCGGGUUCAGCCCCAUGAUGGAUUUAGUUGGACAAUGGAGCUCUUCACCGGAAGGUGGAAGCCAUCCUCAUGUGAACCGAGGAGGGAUGAAAGGUUGCAUAGAAUGGCCUAGAGGUGCACAGAAGCAUAGUUUGAAAGCAAAACUCAUUGAAGCACGAAUCGAAAGCCAAAAGGUUCAGUUGAAGCAUGUCCUUAAGCAGAAGAUAUAGAUGACACAACCAGAUUGCAGUUCUGCUGUGUGGUUUCUCUGAUCUCUCACCGGGCUGUGAUUCUGUAUGAAGUAAUAAUGUUCCGGUGAAAGCAGUCAGAAGCCAGCAAAAACGGUUUAGACCGGAGUUUUAGAUUAUGUAUGUUAUUUGGUCCUUAGCAAAUUAAGCAAACUGUGUACUAUAAUAUUGUUAUCUCAUCUUUAUGGAAGAUAAACCUUUUAGCAGAGUAAGACAGGCUAUUGUUCCUUAAAACAUAUUCAUCAGAUUAUAUAAUAUAUAGUUAGUUUCCCAC
This is a messenger RNA of Eruca vesicaria subsp. sativa (arugula), 2667 nucleotides long. Lineage: Eukaryota; Viridiplantae; Streptophyta; Magnoliopsida; Brassicales; Brassicaceae. The record is from the annotation of a GenBank genome assembly.